UAUCAGUCACGUGACCUCAAGCUUAAGGUAUUUUGGAAAGCGUUGGUCGGGGGGCAUAUCAUCUCACCACGAACACCACCACGCCGUUCAUCCCGCACGUCAGAGACCAUGCUAGUUUCACUCACAGUUGGGAAAGUCGACGCCGGCGUUGCCGUGCUUCUGACCGAAGACAAACGCCUGAUCGAAUUUCCUUCUAUUCUCCUCCCUCCAGACAUUUCCUCCGGCUCGAUUGUCGACAUUACCGUCAGCCGCAACCACGAAUCCGAGUCCCGCUCCGCCUCUGCCUUCCAUAACCUCCAAAGCACGAUAUACCGCACCUUUGGCCAGAAGACACCUUCUCCCCCGGUGCUGCGCUGCCGAAACGCGACUCAGACCUCCGUUGUCCUAGAAUGGGACCCUAUCGACAUCGCGACCGCUUCGCUGCGCGGCCUGACGCUCUACCGCAAUGGCAGCAAGGCAGGCACGAUUCCAAACCCCCGCGAGGUUCACAGCACGAAGUUGAGCGGCUUGGCGGUUGACACGGAGUACACAUUCCACUUAGUCCUGAGGACGAGCGCAGGAACAUAUUCGAGCGAGAAGCUGAAGGUCAUGACGCACAAGAUGACAGAGCUGUCGGGUAUCACGAUCACACCAGGCCAGAUGCCUGCUGCGUUGCGCGAGUCGCUGAACGCGACAGUGCAGCGGAUUGGCGCAAAGAUUGUGGAUACAGUUCGAAUCGACACGACGCACUUUAUCUGCACAGAUGGUAGAGGUCAGGCUUGGGAGAAGGCAGUGGAGAACAACAUCCCGGUGGUUGUUCCGGACUGGAUCAAGGGGUGCGAGCGCGAGGGCAGGCUGGUGGGAGUGAGAGGAUACUAUCUGAAUGCAGACCCGAGGCUGAGGCAGGUCGGCCCUGGCGUGGGCGCACCACAGCAGCAGCUCAGAAGCCCACAGCAACCUCAGCCCAGUCCAACUACCCAGGUCACACCGCCUACUCCUGAAAGGGCGACUGCGAGUCAAAGGGGCUCUAUUGCGAGCGAUGUACGACAAAGCGGUAGCGAAGAAGACACACCACCGCCCCCGCCACCGAAGUUUGACCCCGAAACGGAGAAGGUCUCGAAUGAGGCCUCUGAACCUAAGACAGCAACGGAUGAGCAAAAAGUCCGCACUUCAGAUCUCAAACCGUCAAGUCCUAGCGUGGAGGAUGAGGAGGAGAGCUCUGAAGAAGAGGAGGACGAGGGCGGUGAUGAGAAAGCUGUGGAAGCCGGUUUGCCCGUGAGGGAAAAGCAAGGGGAAGGCAGUAAGACACCAGAGGACGACAAAGCGAGUUUCCACGAUGUGAGCCUGUGAUCGAAGUGCUUGUGGACGAGCCGUCAUUACAAAUUGGUUGUUAUUAUCUCGAAGGAAGUUUGGCUUCUCAUUUGGUAGUAGCGAGAUAUCCACCAGCGAUGGGGUUCAGGGGUCGGGGUUUAGAAAAAGGUGAUGUUCUGCUUUUAAGCGUGCUCGCUAAGUUUCAAUGUACAAAUAGGUCUAUCAACACGAUUGUAAUAAUCUGCAGGAUGCUCGGCGAGAAAUGAGCCCAGACUUGCGCAUUCUCCGUGAGACUACUGACAUGUCCUAAGCUGGACAGUCCGGUCAACGGUCCUGCCAACAGUCCGGCCUCCUAUCAAGCCGUCGUAGGUGGUUCAAUACUGUGUUUUCGCUUCCAAUUGUCAUCUGCCUGUCGCUUGGGGCUGUUGG
Mytilinidion resinicola is the source of this 1719-nucleotide messenger RNA. RefSeq lists its product as uncharacterized. The record is from RefSeq and is a predicted model, not a curated record. Lineage: Eukaryota; Fungi; Ascomycota; Dothideomycetes; Mytilinidiales; Mytilinidiaceae. The coding region runs from base 109 to 1329 and encodes 406 amino acids. Gene Ontology annotation, cellular component: exomer complex; trans-Golgi network. The transcript has 2 exons. Gene Ontology annotation, biological process: Golgi to plasma membrane transport; conjugation with cellular fusion. Gene Ontology annotation, molecular function: protein dimerization activity.